Molecule: messenger RNA, 7723 nt
Organism: Ctenopharyngodon idella (grass carp)
Lineage: Eukaryota; Metazoa; Chordata; Actinopteri; Cypriniformes; Xenocyprididae
Gene: casp8ap2
Product: caspase 8 associated protein 2
Exons: 10
Coding region: 307-6378 (2023 amino acids)
Biological process (GO): Fas signaling pathway; extrinsic apoptotic signaling pathway via death domain receptors
Cellular component (GO): mitochondrion; PML body
Molecular function (GO): transcription corepressor activity
Source: RefSeq, a predicted model, not a curated record
AAAAGGAGAGACCGCGGGAAAAUGACGUCACUUCCUGUUUGGAGAAUGUGUACUGUGUAAGGAUGGCGCGGAGCUGGUGGAAAUAUGCUUCAAGAAUUUUUUAAAAUCGCUGUCUACAAGCAGUUUGAAAAUUGCUAAUUGGCUGCAAAUUAUAUUUUACCCGUGUGAUAGCAUGAGUGUCACAUCCUGAACUCCGCUGUACAGUGUUUGGUCCAUCUUACAGUUUUAUAUCCGCCUGUUGUCGUUUGCUCACUACCAGAAAUACAGGAACUUCUUGUACUAUUGUCUUUCAUUAGCUGACUGAAAAUGGACUUAAUGGAUGAGCUUUGUGGAGAUCUUAUUGACAAGCCCUCUGGUACAUCUCUGCAUUACAAUGAGGACUCGGUGGACAUUUAUUCUGGCCUGGAGAACAGCCCUAAGGGUGAUGGGCACCAAGGUGAAGUCAACCCAUUCGUUUCCCCACGGACAAUGGAAUCAAUGGAUAUAUAUGAGGAAAUUAUCAGGGAAGAACAAGAAGAAAAGGAGGCAACUUACAAAGAGUUAAAGGAAAAAUUUGAUGAUGCACAAAAACAAGUCAAGGAACUGCUCUCAAAGUUACAGCUACUGCAGACAAAGAAUUCAAGUCUGAGCAGUGAAAACUUACUUCUGAAGAAGAACAUUUGUUCUCUCAUCAAGACGGCUAGAAUGGAGAUUGUGCGUAAGGAUGAGGAGAUUAGCAGACUCAGCAAUAGGUCUGGUCGAGGAAGUUAUGGUCAAAAUUUCCGUAGAUCUCAACUGGAAAGUGGUCCGGCAAACACAAGGCACAGUUUGAACAAUCCUACAAGUUCUGUUUUAGGAUCACAAGGUGCUAGACAAGAUAAUACUAUGAAUGAAGUAAAUCAGCACAAGGGCAGAAACACUGAGUCAGAUCACUGUGUGUAUCUGCCAACGGCGCCAACUGCAGCACCACAACCAUUUGAGGUGCUCCAGAGAUGCCCUAGAACUGAUCUUGAAAGUCCUCUGAACUGUCAGAACAAAUCUGCUGCUAAACCUGAUGAUGAGACUCUCAAUGUUCAACCAGAGCAAGACUGCAGACCUCACAGAACACCAGGGAGUAUAAAAAAUCCCACCACAUCCACAGUGGCAGACGUCUUGAACACUCCCAAAACAAAUAACUCUGGACCAAGAGUUCCCGAUACAACUACUGAUUGUCGAUUCAGUAGCUUGAAGGAAGAUAAAAACUCUCCUUUAAAACAUACAGACAAGCUAGAAAAACCACAGAAUUGCACAAGCCGGGACAAAAAUUGUAACUCGAAGGAUAAGCAUGUGUCACUAGAGUCUAAGAGAAAAGUGGAUGGCAACUCAAGCAAGUUAGAAAGAAAUGAAAAAGAGCUUGCAAAAGAUAGUUCUGUGUCUAGUGAAAACAGAAAUCGGCAGCCUGAGGUUCCAGUCUUUCUUAAAACUUCAGAACAAUCGAAAAGUCCUUCCUCUCUGUCACACAAAGCCUCACCAUCUGUCAAUUCCCAGCCAUCCAAAAGUUCAGAUAAGACAGCAGCAGAUGUGGAGGCACAGAGUCAAGGGCACAUGCAUAAUCAAAAUGCAGACAAAACUAGCAGAGAAAUGAAACACUCUGGCUUGAGACGUUCAGAUUGUACUAUGGUUGAUGAAGAAAGCCAUUCCCAAAACCACAAAUGGAAGAAAAGAGAUGCAAGUGGCCAUGGAAGGAAAGAGGAGAAAAGUUCUAGUGCAGCGAGGGAGAGCAGCAGAACGGAAAGAAGUAGAGACCAUAAGCAAAAGAGGCCAAAGGAGAGAGAAAGGAGUAAAAGAGAUGAGGGUAACAAUUGCAGUAGUAGUAGAGAAAGAAGCAGCAACAGGUCAGACAGUAGCAAAGAGUAUGAGCGAAGGAGUACAAAGGAGAUGGAUAAUAAAGAUGAAGAUAAAAGAUCUAAGAAACAAGCUGAUGCCUUAGACAGUAGGCAAGCUUUUUCUUCUCCUAGACGUGAUUCUCAACGAAAGGAUGUUUAUAAGGGGAAAUCAUCAAGCAGAAUCGAUGAGCCAUCAUCAAAAAGCAAACGAUCUCAUUGCUAUGAUAAAUCUAGAGCGACAGAGGAUUUAAAAUGCCCUGUCAAAAAUAGAAGUUCUGAAAAGAAUUGUUUUGAAGACAAGGGUAUAGUCAAGGACAGAGAAAGAAAAAGAGGUGGACAUUUGGAGGAGCAUAGGUUACAGAAGCAUGGAGAAUCAAAAACUGUUCCUACCAAAGAUGGCAGAAAGAACUCUCCUAAAAAACACAAAAAUGACAGAAAAGGUCAAGAUGAUAAGAAUGAGAAAGACAAACAUCUUGAAUCUGUUCAUGCUGAGUCACCAUCAGUGGUAGCUGUCAGCAUCAAUCGCUGUCAAACAUCUGAGGAUAAUAGUCCAGACAGAAAACUGAGUUUCAUGGAGACAUUGAACCUCACCCUAUCGCCUCUUAAAAAGCAGAAGCAGUCCUCUGAUACCACAGAAGCAGUUGGAGCAUCAUCUGAAGAUGCCUCAUCUCAUGAGAGCAGAUUAUCCGACGCUGGGGAGGAAUUCUAUGUCAUAGAUGAAUUGAAGAACAGCCAGCACAGUGAUGAGGAAAUGGAAAAGAACCCUGAGGCCACAACUGCAGGUGAAAAAGAAGACCUUACUAGUUCUUGCAAACAGUCUGGACAAGUUAUUGAUCUCUUCACAGCUGUAGCCUCUGAGAAGCCCUCAGCUGAACAAACCAAUAUGGAGGUACAAGAAGAGAAUGCCACUGAAAGUCAAGAGGCUGUGGACAAAGUGUCAUCCAUUGUUAAAACCUCAGAGGAGAAAAAAGGCAAGACUUCAGAUUCCAAUGUGUUAGACAAUGAUUUGUCAUCAAAAUUAACUCUUACAAAAGAAUCUCCAAAUUGUGUCUGUGAGAACAGCACAGAAGACUCUCUGGGAAUUAUAGAUAAUGCUGUUGUCUCUAAUACUUCGCUCUCUAAAACAUCAGAAGUGGUCGUUUCAGAUAAUACUCCUGAUUUAAUAGUUGAUGUUUGUCAGCAACAAGAUCCUUCUGCCACUUUGUCUGAGGAGACUUCUCACAUGGAAAUCCAGAGAAAUCUUCAGGCCAAGUCUCAGGAUUUACUACCUGCGUCAAAUGGGAUUUGUCAAGAUGAUGUAUCAUGCUCUGACAAAGCACAAAGUAUUCCUAAGAUUAAUUCUUCUAGGAAUUCUGUGAGUUCUGUCAACAUGAAAGUUUCAUCUAGUACAAUUAAUGCAGAUCUAGAUGACACAAGCAAUGUUAUUUGUGAUGAUGAACAAGUGAGUACUUCAAAACAGGACAAUAAAAUAGCAGGGGAAACAUUUGAAAAUUCUAAAUCAAUUAAAACACAGCACACAUCUGAAAAUCUGAAAAUGCCUGAAAAAUCCCAUCAAAGUCUAUUAUGGAGUCAGAACACUAUGGCUCCAAAUGAUAGCACCGCUGUUGGAGAGGAUACAGUGUCAUCUUUGCAACCUGGUUUCUUAGAGCCAGAUUCCACAGAAAAAGAAGAACAGAACACAAAGUCAUUGAACCCUGUUGUGUCUUGCCAUGAUGAAGACUCCAUGAUGCUUACCCUGAGGAACAUCAGAGUUAUUCCAGAGCCCAUCAGCCCUCUCACAAGCCCAGUACGUCAGGUGAAAAAAGUACAGCCUCAGCGUGCUGAGAAGCAACCACAUGUCAAAAGUCUUACCAAAGAUCUCUCAACGGUAACAACUGGCAGUGAUAAGGAUGAAGUAAAUAUGGACAUGAACAAGGAGAAUAAGUCACCCGACUCUUCUGUCACAGCUUCCUCCAACAAAGGGACAAAGGAUGCCCUCUCUGCUUGUGGAACUGAGGAAGAUGAGCUGGAGGAUGGUGAAAUAGUGAGUGAGAGUGAAGAAGAGGGACCUCUGUUUAUCCAGACUCCUCCAAGAGAAAGGGAAAAACCAACCUCAAAGACUCCAAGUCCAAAGCUACCUGCAGUUGGGAAAAGAGUGUCCCAAAAGAAAUCUUGUGCCCCUUCUAAAUAUUCAGAGAAAAGCAAGUGUUCAAAGUCGUCUGUUUCUAAUGACAGUCCCACCUCAAGUAAGAGACGCUUUAAAACUGUCAGCCCACCAUUGAAAUCAGCGGUCUAUACGCUAGACGGAUUUAUGGACAUGUUAGGAUCUAUUCGAGUUGAGUUGAGGAAAAAGUACAUGAAGCUUCAGAAAAAUGUCACUAAGACUGCAUUCUGCUGUAUAGUGGAUAUGUCUCAUGCCUCUUUUACAGAAUUUAUUAAUGCGGUUGAUUUGGAUAAAUUGUGCUGCCAAGGUAAUGACGUUAAAGUUAGACUUAAUAAGAUUAUUUCAUCAAUCAUGAGCAAGGUCACCAAGAAUGGCAUCGUCAAUCGUAUCUUUGAGCAGAGAGCUGGAGACCUCAAGCAGAAGUUGUGGACAUUUGUGGAUGGGCAGUUUGAUUUCUUGUUCAAGGAACUGAAGACAGCACUCAAAAGUGAGUCUGAGCCGCCCAAGGAUGCAUCAUAUGAAAAUAAAAAUUCAACCCUUAAAAGAAAAGAGGUUGAAAGUGAGGUGGUAGAUAAAGAACCUUUUAGCACACCUGGGCAUCUUCACAGGGCCAAGAAGUCAAAAGUUGACACAGGAAGUUUUGUCAGAGAGGCCCUUCCAAAUAAUCUGCCUCGCAGGGGCCUUGGGAGCAGAGGUAAAAACAUAAAAGCUGUCAUGAAUGAAGAUGAUCAGCCUGCAAAGGUGACGACAUCACAUCAGCUUCCUACUUCAUCCUCUGAAAGGUCUUUCCAAGAAGGUACCUCAGAAUCUGGCAAUAGAAUCUCUUCCUAUGUCCGACGUCUCUCACAUAAUGGAUCGAUUCAGGAUAAGUCGGACUUUGAAAUUCUAACCGAGCAGCAGACUUCAAGCUUAACCUUCAACUUGGUCUCUGACUCUCAGAUGGGAGAGAUAUUCAAGUGUCUUUUGCAAGGGUCUGAUUUGCUUGAAUCCAGUGUACCCGUUGGGGACAAUACAAGUUGGCCACUGAGCACACCUCGAAAAGAAGGACUUCCAGGGGAGAGUUUGAUUGGCAUUAUGACCCCUAACAAGACAACCCCAUCAAAAUUCAUCACACCCUGGUCUUCCAUUUCCCCCUACAAGUUUCCCUCAAACAGCAAAAUGCUGGUAGACCCAGCAAUUCUCGAUGAAAGCUGCUUGUUAGAAGUUCCCUCUAAUUCUGAACCAUGCCAGCUUCAGACAACUGUAAUCUCUCAGAGAUCCUUCUCUAUCUUGGCGGAAGAUCUAGCCGUGUCCCUUACCAUUCCCUCCCCAUUAAAGUCCGAUAGUCACUUGAGUUUCUUGCACCCUGGUACUGGACAGCCAUUGUCUGCCCCAAACAGUGUCCUCAGUGCACAUUAUAGUGAAGACGCUCUUCUUGAUGGAGAAGAUGCCACUGAACAGGACAUCCACCUUUCUCUGGACACCGACAACUCCAGUUGUGGGUCGAGUCCCAGCAGGACAUGGGAGGGCUCCAAUCCAUCCAGUUUCCAAUUCCAACCCAAUUUACAAAUGCAGGCUGUGGUAAUGGAGAGGUCAAAUGAUCAUUUUAUUGUACGAAUAAGACGAACAUCUACUGGCCCGGUUGAAAGUAAACAAAAUGAAGGGAAAGCAGUACCAGCAUUAGCUGAAUGUCCAGAGCCAUCUCUUAAGCCUAAUCUCGCUCUGACCCAUGAAGACUUGGGUCCUGCACCUGGAGAGACAUUGAACAAAAGCCCAACCAAGGUAAACGAGUCAUAUCACAUAGGCAAAGAUAAAACAAUAGAAUCUCAACCAUCAAGCCAAAAAUCCUCAUCUGAAGGUGUUUGUGAUGACAACUUGUCCUGCAACAAUGCUGAGCCUGUUUCCAUAGAAGCAUGUGUUACUGCUCCUGAGGAAAGCACUGCAACAGAGACUGAAACAUCAGAGAUGAUGUCAGGAAAUGCAAGUAACACAAUUCAAAGCCCAAAAGCACCAGAGUCUAAAUCCCAGAGGGUGUCAAAGAAACGCAAGCAGCACCACUCUGAGGCAAAGGCAAAGCGCCCAAAGGUAGAUAAAUCUCAAGAUAAACAUUCCAAGUCCAGGCAUAAGAAAAGGUCAAAAUCCUCCAAAGAAAAAGGCUCAAAAAAUGCAAUACCCCAGGUGUCCCCUAGCAGCCUGUCUGCUAAGAAUGUAAUCCGGAAGAAAGGGGAAGUGGUGGUGACAUGGACCAGGGAUGAAGAUCGCGAUAUACUCAUCGAGCUUAAAAUGAAGGGCACUUCACCUAAGACAUUUGCUGCUCUGUCGAAAAGGUUGAAGAAGUCAACAGAGCAGAUUGAGGAGCGAUUCUCUCAAUUGAUGAAGCUAUUCAAGAAGAAAGAGAAAAUGGAGAAUUGAUUGAAUAAGAACGAGAUUGAACAGACUUUGAAAAGAAGUCUUUGGAGAUUUCAGUGUCUGCAUCAGCAUCCAACUGCAGAAUUAUAAUACAUUGAAUAUGAAAAUCAGUGUAUUUUAUGUUCAUCUGUUUGAAAAAGCACUUACAGUUGUAACUCGCCAAAAGAUCUGCAGUAAAUGGUAUGAUCGGUUUUAGAGGGUUUUUUUUUUUUUUUUUAGAUUACCAACAUCAGAUUACCAACAUUCAUAAUUACUGCAGAGCAGACACCAAACAGGCAACAUUUUGAAGAAUAUAUUAACUAGAGAAACUUUUGCAGUGUGGUCUCUGAAAUGUACAUUAAUCUGUGUCAAGGACAUAAAAAACUACUCAACAAAGUAGAUAAAUGAUGCUUCAUAGUAUUUUCAGUGCAUAAAGCCCUGUAUGAUGCCUUUAGAAUUUACUUGUUUUUCAUUAUUUUGGCAAGUUAGUCAUUGCACAAAGUACUACAGUUGUCAUGUUUUUAUGCAAUUAAAUGAACACAAAAAGUAUUCAAAGGACAUUAACUUGUAUUACAAGUUGACUUUUCUGAUAUUUGCAAUGCCUUUUAAACCUACCUCUGAACUACAAAUGCUUUUAAAAUCUUUAACCUAAAUGCUUAUAGGCCUCAAGUUUUGAUCACUUCAUUUUUUUUUUUCUGCCCUUUUGGUUACGUGAGUGAGGUUGGUGUCGGCGUAACAUGGCUCUAAGUGUGGAGAUGGAAAAGAUUAUUAUUUUUAUUUUUUCAUGUUUUUGAUUGCAGUUGUCAGGAUUUGAAUGUGCAGUCUUUGUUACAUUAGUCAUCUUUAAAGAUUUAAUUUGAUAUUUUCAUAUAGAUGACUUAGUAACAUUGAAAGUACUUUUUUUUUUUUGUAGAUAAUGAAUAAGGGGAAUGUUUCCUUGUGUGUAUAUAUUUGUAAAGUUGAAUUGAACAAAGAUUUUUGUAUGAUCAUUUUUUUUUUUUAAACAAUUUUUAUUUUUUCUCAAAGAGAGAAACCUAGAUAUGGUAAAAAUACCUUGUAUGUUUGGAAAUAAAUUUUGUAAAUAUUUGUAAGUUUGACAAAUCUUUCAGUCUUUUGAAAUAAAUCUUAUUUAUGAAAUCUUAUGGCAAGUUCCUUAUGAGAUGAAUAUUUUGCUUUUUGUCAAACUGCAUUCAAGACUUAUCUAAACUUUUGGUUGUAAGAUCUUAUUUUGGAUUAGUCAAUUCGAAAUUAUAUUUGCCAUAUCACAGGAUUAUACAUACUGUCUGAAACCAAUUUGAUAUACAAACCCGAUUCCAAAAAAGUUGGGACACUGUACAAAUUGUGAAUAAAGAAAUGCAAUGAUGUGGAA